This is a messenger RNA of Macrosiphum euphorbiae (potato aphid), 927 nucleotides long. NCBI's taxonomy places the organism in Eukaryota, Metazoa, Arthropoda, Insecta, Hemiptera, Aphididae. The record is from the annotation of a GenBank genome assembly.
AUGGCUCAAGGACCAGCUUUAGUUUGUAGACUUUUGGCUUCGUCGGUAUCUGUUGCUCAUAAAGCAGGUAACAUAAUUCGCGAUGUUAUGCAAAAAGGAGAUUUGGGAAUAAUUGAAAAGGGUGAAAAUGACUUGCAAACUGAAGCUGAUAGAUCUGCACAACGGUGUAUUGUUGCAUCUUUUAAAAAUCUGUAUCCUAAUGUGAAUAUUGUGGCGGAGGAAGUUGAUAAAAUUAGUCAAAAUUUGGAUGUUCCUGCAGAUUGGCUAAUUACUGAUCUUGAUCCUAAAAUAUUGGAUUUGGAGUGUCCAAAAUCACUACUUGAUGUUACAGAAGAUCAAGUAACAAUUUGGGUAGACCCAUUAGAUGGAACAUCAGAAUUUACAAAAGGUUUAAUAGAUCAUGUUACAAUAUUAAUUGGAGUAUGUGUCAAUGAUGAAGCUGUGGCUGGAGUAAUUUAUCAACCUUUUUGGCAAAACCGUGGUCGAGCUCUUUGGGGUCUGGUUGGCAGUGGUGUAGGUGGGUUUGAGUUAAAAGAACCCCCUCAAACAAAGAAAGUGUAUGUAACCACUAGGAGUCACUAUGAUAAAGCAAUAGAACAAUUUAUUGAUGGCUUAAAACCUUGCGAAGUUAUACGAGUUGGUGGUGCUGGAAAUAAGGUACUUUAUAUAUUAGAAGGAAAAGCACAUGCUUAUGUUUAUCCUAGUGCUGGUUGCAAACGAUGGGAUACAGCAGCACCAGAGGCAGUACUAAGAGCAGCUGGUGGUGAAUUGACAGAUGUACAUGGAAAUAAGUACAGCUAUAGCAAGGAAAACGAAAAAGACCCUUUAAAUAAAUAUGGAGUAUUUGCUACGGCUCCUUCUUAUAACCAUACUGAAUUCAUGAAACUUAUUAGUGAAAUUCAGUCACAAAAUGUAAAAAAUGAUUAG